Messenger RNA from Arabidopsis arenosa, 1560 nucleotides. Lineage: Eukaryota; Viridiplantae; Streptophyta; Magnoliopsida; Brassicales; Brassicaceae. The record is from the annotation of a GenBank genome assembly.
CGAUUAGUUCUGUAAGCAAUCGAGAUUAAGCCGGAUUGCAUCUAACGGUUCUUUGAUGGCGGCGCCGUGGCAGUGGGAAAACGCCACCGCCGGCGCCGUCGCUGGAUUCGCCACCGUAGCUGCUAUGCACCCUCUUGAUGUUGUUCGUACGAGAUUCCAAGUCAACGACGGUAGAGGGUCAAGUCUCCCGACGUACAAGAACACUGCUCACGCUGUCUUCACCAUUGCCCGUCUCGAGGGUUUGAGAGGACUUUAUGCAGGCUUCUUCCCUGCAGUUAUCGGUUCUACUGUUUCAUGGGGCUUAUACUUCUUUUUUUAUGGGAGAGCCAAGCAGAGAUACGCUAGAGGAAGGGACGAUGAGAAACUCAGCCCCGGUCUUCACCUCGCUUCCGCUGCUGAAGCAGGGGCCUUGGUCUGUUUAUGCACAAAUCCGAUUUGGCUUGUGAAAACAAGGUUACAGCUCCAGACACCUCUUCAUCAAACCCAACCAUACUCAGGGCUAUUAGAUGCCUUUAGAACCAUAGUGAAAGAGGAAGGACCCAGGGCGCUCUACAAGGGUAUUGUCCCUGGUCUUGUUCUGCAGGUUUCUCAUGGUGCUAUUCAGUUCACAGCAUAUGAGGAACUCCGUAAAAUCAUUGUGGAUUGGAAAGAAAGGAGAAGAAAGUCCGAUUCCGCUGACAAUCUAUUGAACUCAGCAGAUUAUGCUGCACUUGGCGGCUCCUCCAAAGUUGCUGCAGUUCUUCUUACGUAUCCAUUUCAGGUUAUUCGAGCACGAUUACAGCAAAGACCUAGUACAAACGGAAUCCCAAGAUAUAUAGACAGCUUACAUGUCAUCAGAGAAACCGCGAGAUAUGAAGGUCUCAGAGGUUUCUACAGGGGACUAACGGCUAAUCUUUUGAAAAAUGUACCUGCGUCUUCCAUCACAUUCAUCGUCUACGAAAACACUUGUGGGUUUAAGGUGAACACGAAUUCCCCUGAGUGGCAUAAGAGCAUGACAAAGAUUCUAAAGAAGAUCAAAGGAGGGGAUUUUUUGUUAGACUUGAAUGAAGGAAUAGCAUACAUUUCGGGUGAAGGAGAUCCAAACAAACUAUUAAAACUAAUGGGUUCGAUAAAAGGCAAGGCAGCUGAAAUGACGUUUGUGAAAACCGGUGGACAUCAUCCACAUUAUCCUAAUCUUCAUUACAACUCCAACUCCUAUUACGGCCAGCCACCAUCUUACAACAGUUAUUGGCCGAGUGAUAAUUGUUACUCUCGCCAGCAUCCGCCGUAUUAUUCUCAGUCACUAGCGAUGCACCCUUACCAUCAUCAAUAUCCAUAUCCAGGAUAUAGUAUUUACGGUUAUUAUUAGGAUUUUCAGCCGAGAUCGAGCAUAACCUGUGUUUUGGGGUUUAUUGCUUGUAUCCGACAAAACAUUUUCUUUUGGUUCGAUUUGAAUUUUCUCUCUGCUAUAUUUUUGUAUUAGCAGAGGAGAAUGGAGGAAAUUUUCUCAGAUUUUGUCAUCUUUUUUUUUUGUAAGAAGCCGGUUCUCUUCUGAACUUCUAAUCAAUGAGAACAGACUUG